Prunus armeniaca (apricot) is the source of this 318-nucleotide messenger RNA. Lineage: Eukaryota; Viridiplantae; Streptophyta; Magnoliopsida; Rosales; Rosaceae. The record is from the annotation of a GenBank genome assembly.
AUGGCGGUGGCUAAGAAGGCGAGAGAGUCAUCUCCUCAGGCGAAAGGUUCUUCUGCAACAUUAGUGGCUGAUUCCAAGGUGGACAAGUCUAGCCCUGCAAGGGAUGCAAAUGUGUCUAUUCUGCUGAAUACGAACUUCCUGUCAAGCCCGUUUGCUUGCUUCAAGUUGGUUGAUCAUAUUUAUCAGGCUAGCAAUCUUGAUACAUUUUCAAGUGGCAGAUGUGCGAAUCAGGCAGGUGGAGCUGCUGAGAGCGUGGCUGAUCAGGCGAAUGCAGAAGAGACUGCAGAUUAUGGAUCUCUUGCUGGCAUCUCGGAGUAG